AUGGCUAUUCUUACACUUGAUAUAACACACAAGUGGGAGCUACAUCAUGUUGACAUUAACAUUGUCUUUUUUAAUGGCACUUUGCAAGAGGAGGUUUACAUGGUGCAACUUUCCGACUUCAUUAGUUCUAAUAAGACUAUUGUCUACAAGUUACACAAAACACUAUAUCGCGUCAAACAACCACCAAGAAAAUGGUAUGAAAAGCUUCACAAACUCUAUUUCACUUUGAUUUUUGUUCAGCACCAAUGCAAUGUUCUACAUGCUCGCACAGAGCAUAUUGAAUUGGAUAUUCGUUUUGUCAGAGAACGAGUGUCCUUCAAGAAAUUGGUCAUCCAACAUGUUCCAGAUUGUCUCCAAAUUGCUGACACUCUUACUAAACAUUUUGGAUCUGCAACUUUUCGAGAUUUACGGGUCAAGCUAAAAGUUGGCUUGCAGCCACCUGAUGCUUGA
Messenger RNA from Vicia villosa (hairy vetch), 450 nucleotides. RefSeq lists its product as uncharacterized. The record is from RefSeq and is a predicted model, not a curated record. Bases 1 to 450 code for a protein of 149 amino acids. NCBI's taxonomy places the organism in Eukaryota, Viridiplantae, Streptophyta, Magnoliopsida, Fabales, Fabaceae. The transcript is spliced from 2 exons.